UAAUCUUCUUAUCCAAACCUGGAACACAAACUGGGACUACUUAGUUUUUGAGCUUAAAGUCAGAAUCACACUUUUCUGUUUUCAUUCAUUCAAAUUAUUUUUCUGCCAUCCAUGGACGCUCUUCUCAAAUCAAGCUUUCCAAUAUUCUCCGCGAAUCCAAAAUUCCUAUCCACAAAGCAUGUCAAACCCCUCAAGGUCUCCAUCAAACCGCCACCACCAGACUUCGAUUUCAGAGCAGAUAUUUUAGCAGAAUCCACUGCCAAAAUCGGACAAACUUAUCCUCAGCUAGUGGACUUGGCGGAGAAUGGGACGUUGGUGUUGGUCGAGAAGCGGCAGUUCGGCCCUGUUCCUGCCUGGAGGACCGAGUUCGUUGAACCAGAGGCGAUAUGGCUGUUGGGUACAACUCACAUUUCGCCCGAAUCAGCCUCCGAUGUCGAGCGUGUUGUCAGGGCUGUCAGGCCUGACAAUGUGGUGGUCGAACUCUGCAGAAGCAGAGCUGGGAUCAUGUACAUAUCCAGUGGUGUUGAAAAUGGGGAACAAUUACGAUCAAAUAUGUUUUCUUUGAGUGGGACUGGGUUUUUUGGUGCUGUUGGUCGUAGCAUAAACUUGGGGGGUCAAACUGCUCUGGCAUUGCGUCUACUUUUGGCACUUUUCUCUUCAAAACUAUCAUCUGAUCUCAACCGUCCUUUCGGAGAUGAGUUCCGAGCUGCUCGCAAAGCAUCUGAGGAAGUUGGUGCACAAAUAGUUUUGGGGGAUCGCCCGAUUGAGAUUACGCUUGAGAGGGCUUGGAAUUCUCUGAAGUGGAGUGAGAAAGUUAUUCUAGUGCUCUCAGUCAUUCGAGGGAUAACGUCACCAUCAUCUGAUAUAUCCAAAAAUGAUCUCUUGGAACAAAACUACGAAAAUGAUACCUUUCAGCUUUAUGAGCGUUUAAGCUUCUCAUAUCCGUCACUUCUUCAGCCUCUUGUACAUGAGCGAGACACUUAUCUUGCGUGGUCUCUUAAACGGAGUAAAGCAGUGAACAAGUGUAAAACAGUGGUGGGGGUGAUCGGAAAGGGGCACAUGAAUGGUGUUAUAUAUGCGUUAGUGUCGGACCAAGGGAACCUACGGUUCAGAGACCUUGCAGGGAAGACUCCAUCUGAAGCUGAAUCUAAUGGCUGGGUUCAACGUCUUCUCAAAAGCUUGGCUAGAGACACUUUGAUUGGCAUCCUAUUAUGGGCAUUAUAUGAACAGAUUAAAUCAGCUGGUAUAUUAUUAUAGUAUAAUGUGAUUAAAGAAAUCAUUGAGAAAUAGAAUAAUAUAAAGAAAUUAAAGUUCAGCUUUUUACUUUAUUUA
Molecule: messenger RNA, 1332 nt
Organism: Gossypium raimondii (Peruvian cotton)
Lineage: Eukaryota; Viridiplantae; Streptophyta; Magnoliopsida; Malvales; Malvaceae
Exons: 7
Coding region: 112-1257 (381 amino acids)
Source: RefSeq, a predicted model, not a curated record